Phytophthora infestans T30-4 is the source of this 1257-nucleotide messenger RNA. RefSeq lists its product as uncharacterized. The record is from RefSeq and is a predicted model, not a curated record. The coding region runs from base 1 to 1257 and encodes 418 amino acids. Gene Ontology annotation, molecular function: nucleic acid binding. Lineage: Eukaryota; Oomycota; Peronosporomycetes; Peronosporales; Peronosporaceae. The transcript has 9 exons.
AUGUCCCUAACUCUACCACAAAAGCAGUCUUUGUGCGAGAAGCACAAGUCAGAUCCUGCAUGCUCUCACUCCGAACUUGCUCGUUGGGCAACGGAGCGCUUUAUGACCCCCAAGCUCCCGCCUAAUACAACUGCCGUACUGCAGCCCAUGGACCAGGGCAUCAUGAAGUGCCUGAAGAAUGAGUACCAGAACAAGAAGCAAGCCGCUGAGCUGGACCUGUUCUACAAGGGUGUUUCUUACAGGCCGGUCGACGUUUACUCCGCCAUGAAGUGGUUGUCUGAAGGCUGGAACAACAUAUCUGCAAAGACUAUUAGAAACUGUUGGUGCCACACAGGCAUCGUAAACCAAGACUCGCAAAGACCCCACACACGCAGACAGAAGCAUCCUGUUGCUGGAAUCACCGAGUUUCGGCGCUUCAUUAGGCGUAUUCACCGGCCUACUGCUAUUCGUAAACUCCCCAAAGUUCCUACUGUCGAGCUACUGAAGCUUCGCUUCCAGGAGGAGGACAUUUUUGUCAGAUUUAUUAGGCAGGAGGUAGGCCGUGAUGGCUCCGACCGUGGUGAUACCUCUGACAGUGAAGACGCUGGGCACCAAGCAAACACCGAAUGCCAGCGUCAAACGAAAUCCAGACAAAGCAAAGGACAUUCAGUUUUCUUGCCAGCCAAAGAUGCACCUGUCAAGAGAUCAAAGAAGGACCGUGACUUGUCGACCUUGGCGUCGUCAGUCUCGACGUUGGUCAACCAUAUUGUCGGGCAGCCGGCGGCCCCGAAAGCACGUGAAUUGUCAACGGUCCAUGCAGAUUUGGCGUUAGUUCGUCGAAAUGUUGCUGAAGUUGGAGAUCGGGUUGCCGACAUAGAGUCCAAGCUGGACGCAAUAGCAGACACUGUGGCGGAUUCAGUGACGAAGGCAGUACUGGCAACUGUAACUGCCAUGUUGGCCCAAAGCCAUCACAUUGUAAGCUGGAAACCCCUUACGACAACGUCUUUCAAACUCCCACGCGAUCCGAGCUUCGAAGCACCCACGCCCAACCCGAAAGGCGCUUCGAAAGCUGGCAUCAUCCUGCCGACGGUCAUCAUUGAGAAGCUGUGUGGACAUGUACCUGUGUCGACGGCUUUUGCAUUACACGAUGCUGGUCAUGUGACAUCGAGCCAACGCUUCGCUUCCACACGUUUACAUGUAGUGGCCUUACUCGUUCGCGUGACAUCUGAAGGCUUCAUGACGUUCGAGCCGGACUUUGUGCAACUGGCCACGUAUUGA